Molecule: messenger RNA, 777 nt
Organism: Penaeus chinensis
Lineage: Eukaryota; Metazoa; Arthropoda; Malacostraca; Decapoda; Penaeidae
Product: eukaryotic peptide chain release factor subunit 1-like
Exons: 2
Coding region: 1-777 (258 amino acids)
Biological process (GO): translational termination
Cellular component (GO): cytosol; translation release factor complex
Molecular function (GO): translation release factor activity, codon specific; sequence-specific mRNA binding
Source: RefSeq, a predicted model, not a curated record
AUGCAAGAACACAGCGGCGUUUGUCUGAAAAACUCGGACGUCGACGAGCUGCGGGCCCGCUUUGUGGGUCCGAAGGAACAUAAGGCUCGAGAUCUCGUGGCCACGUCGCUGGACGUGCUGCAGGUCCUUCAGGGCAGAAAGCCCUUGCAGAACCACAUCUACGGCUACGUCGUCCUCAUGGGCGACCACCACACCAUCGCCAGGGGGACCUUCAGGGCGUACGAGAUCCUCCACGACAAGAGCGUCCGCAUCGCCAACAGGCACGGGCGCGGCGGCCAGUCGCAGAACCGCUUCGCCAGACUCGCCGAGGAGACCCGCGUGCAGCACCUGAACCUCGUGCUCGACCGCAUGGCCGAGGCCUUCUUCGACGGCGAGGGGCGCUGCUCGGUCGAGAAGAUCGUGGUGGGCGGCCCCGGGCCCAUGAAGCAGCAGCUGCUCGAGCACCUGCCCGAGAAGUGGGCCGAGGCCGUGGACCAGAACCCCGUGACCGUGGACCACACGAGCGCCCUCGGGAUGCACGAGCUCGUCCAGCUGCUGGAGGAGAGGUGCGCCCUGGUCUCCAAGGUGGAGCUGCAGAGGCAGAGGCAGAGGAUGCGCAAGGAAGGCCGGAAGGAUCAGAAGGGGCAGCAGCGGGGCGGUGGCAGGAAGGAGCGCCAAGAGAAGGCAAAUGAGAGAAGGAAGAGGGAGGAGGAGGAGGAGGAGAGGCUCAGGGAAGAGCGCGAGAGGGCGCUGCAGGAGCAUCUCGAGCGGCGCAAGGGCAAGAAGAGGCAGAACUGA